This is a messenger RNA of Peronospora farinosa, 1050 nucleotides long. The record is from the annotation of a GenBank genome assembly. Lineage: Eukaryota; Oomycota; Peronosporomycetes; Peronosporales; Peronosporaceae.
AUGUCGGAUGAUGAUAAGCCGACGACAGACAUCACACUUAAAGACGGCGACUUGGAUCAGCAGCAACAACAAGCGUUUCUUCAGCAGCAGCUUCAGCAGCAACAGUUACAGCUUCUCCAAUUACAGCAGCAACAACUUCAAAGCUUGAGUCAGAACAUGAGUCCUAACGAACUUGCAGCGUUGCAGCAACAGCAACUAGCGCUCUUUAUGAUGCCAAUGUUUCCUCUUAUGAUGCCGUUGCAGCAACAAGCACUAACGUCAGCUUCUACGAUUCCAGCAACGAAUUCAGACACGUCGUCCGAGGAGACGUCUGUGGAGGCUGCAAUAGCUUCAGACGAGGCUGUUUCCAUAGCUGCCGAGUCUGCAGCUGCUGCUUCAUCUUCAACAGCAGGUGGUGAAGUGUCACUAUCUUAUUCAUCAGCGUCUGCUGAAUCUAUGGGAUUCACGUCGCCUUUUGGGGCUACGGACGGAUUUGGAUUGUUGUCUGGGACCAACACUGCAUCACUUAAUAUGGAUGAAGUACCUAAACGGAAGCGGGGUCGACCACCCAAAAAGGAUGUAGCUGCACGAGCAAAGGCAGAAGCAGAGAAGACACUGAAGCAGCAGUUUCCUAUGUGGGGCUAUGGAUUACCCAUGCCGCUACUACCAGGUUUCUCAGGCAUGCUGCCUGGUAUGUCAAAUCCUGGUGCUGUUGUGAAGGACCAUUGUGCUUCUGAUGAUCGGAUAAUAAAAGAGGAAAAUGAAGAUGUUGAACGCCCGGUCAAGGUGGCGAAAAAGAAACAGCGUGGGACAGGAAAACCUCGGGGUCGACCACGCACACGUCCUCGUCCGGGCGAGAUUAUUCGUCGUGUCAAACCGCUCCCUAUUGCGCCUGCAAGCUAUUCCGUCAUGUACAACUAUUCUCUCUCCAAUCUGGCACAGAGGAGCAUGGAACUAAAUGCCGAUGGUACCAUGGCUAACACGGAAACUUCGACGAUCUCGGACGAAGCACAGGACGAGGAUCGACUGGUGCCGCUUAGCGCGUCGUUAUUAUCUGGAGAGCACGAGUAA